This is a messenger RNA of Thlaspi arvense, 1692 nucleotides long. The record is from the annotation of a GenBank genome assembly. Lineage: Eukaryota; Viridiplantae; Streptophyta; Magnoliopsida; Brassicales; Brassicaceae.
UUCGCAGGUAUCGUCGAUAUGCAAGGAGGGAUGCUCAUCGACAAGAAUGUACGCGAAGCUUGCGAGAAGACAAGGGAACUGAAUAUUCCCGAUGAAAAGACUAUGCCGGUGCUUCGGAAGCUACUGAAAAAGUCUGGCGAUUGGGAAAUCAUCAAAUUGGAUAACUACAGUGCAUUGAUCGACGCUAUUUACUCUGCUGAAGAAGGGAAGCAGCAAAGUGAAGGUUCAUCUAAUGGCAGCACAGGGAAGCAUGUUGUAGUCAUUGACUCUCCCGACACUCCUUCUACUCUCAAAACAAACGAGAAGCGAAGCGAAGGUUCAUCUAAUGGCAGCAGAGGGAAGCAUGUUGCACUCACUACUACUCCUUCUACUCUCAAAACAAACGAGAAGCGAAGUGAGAGUUCAUCUAAUGGCAGCAGAGGGAAGAAUGUUGCAGCCACUGAAUCUUCUGCUACUCUGAGAACAAACGAGAAGCAACGUGAAGGUUCAUCUAAUGGCAGCAGAGGGAAGAAUGUUGCAGUCACUGAAUCUCCUGCUACUCUGAAAAAAAAAUAUGAAACCCGUUCUGGAACCUCAGGCUCGCCUGUUCGGGUAGUCCAGAAGCAGGCACAGCCUAGCAAUGGCGGGCGCAAGAGGAAAUAUAAUAACAGCGUCUCUGACAUUACUAAAGGUUCAGAGAGCGUUGAGAUAUCUCUGGUUGAUGAUGUCGGGACUGAGGAAGUGCCGAAGUUCACUUACAUCCCUCACAACAUUGUGUACCAAAGCGCGUAUCUGCAUGUGUCUCUGGCUCGGAUUUCCGAUGAAGACUGUUGCGCGAACUGCAAGGGGGACUGUCUUUCAGCCGACUUUCCAUGUGCCUGUGCUCGUGAAACCGGUGGAGAAUUUGCUUAUACCAAUGAAGGGUUGCUAAAGGAGAAGUUUCUGGACACUUGCCUUAAGAUGAAAAAGGCACCAGAGACGUUCCAUAAAUUUUACUGCCAAGACUGCCCUUUAGAGAGAGAUAACGAUAGCGGCACGCAUGGAAAAUGUGAUGGACACUUGAUCAGGAAGUUCAUUAAGGAAUGCUGGAGAAAGUGUGGAUGUGAUAUGCUGUGUGGAAAUCGAGUAGUACAGAGAGGAAUAAAGUGCCAACUGCAGGUUUACUUUACCCAAGAAAAGAAAGGAUGGGGUAUUAGAACACUGCAAGACUUGCCAAAAGGAACCUUUGUCUUUGAAUAUAUUGGUGAAAUAUUGACCAACACGGAGUUAUAUGAGCGGAAUAUGAGAUCCAGUAGUGAGCGGCAUACAUACCCUGUAACUCUAGAUGCGGACUGGGGUUCUGAAAAGGAUCUAAAAGAUGAAGAAGCUCUCUGCCUGGAUGCCACAAUCUGUGGUAAUGUCGCAAGAUUUGUCAAUCACAGAUGUGAGGAUGCAAACUUGAUCGAUAUUCCGGUAGAGAUAGAGACUCCUGACAGACAUUAUUAUCAUAUUGCCUUUUUCACCAUACGAGACGUGAAGGCCAUGGAUGAAUUGACAUGGGAUUACAUGAUAGACUUCAAUGAUGAAAAUCAUCCCGUGAAGGCAUUUAGAUGUUGCUGCGGAAGCGAAUUGUGCAGAGACAAGAAGCCAAUAGGAUCUCAAGGCAAGUCUGGAGAAAGAAGAAAGGUUGUUCCUGCUAAAAAACAAGCAGGUGAGAAAAAAUGUCAAGGAUAA